UUUUUAAUUAGGGAAGGUGGAGCAACCUAAUCCUGUUUGGUUACCUGCACCCUCCUCUACCUGUGUGUACAGAAAGAGACGAUAUUACCCCCGGCAGAUUGUGCGGUGUUGCCGGCACUUUCCAUUAGUUCUGUACACCAACGUGGCAAGUGUUUAGUUAAGGAGCUGGAAAAGUGUGACAAAGAAAGGGAUCAAAUGUCAUAGCUGAUACUGAAGCACAGUGAGCGUGCCACAUAUUUCUGGAUAUUUGUGCAUAAUUUCUAAUAAGAGGAGAAAUAUGGCAUCCAAGAAGGAAGAGGAAGUGAGUGCAAUACGUCUUGAGGAAUUUCACAAACAUCCUCUAUCUCCCGUAAAAGAUGUGAAAAAGACAUAUACUGUGGAAGAAGCUGUAGAGGCCAUUGGGUUUGGACGCUUUCAUAUACUGUUAUUCCUGAUUAUGGGAAGCACCAGUGUAGUUGAAGCCAUGGAGAUCAUGUUACUAGCAGUUGUUUCUCCAGUAAUUCGUUGUGAAUGGCAUUUAGAAGACUGGAUGGUUGCCUUAGUCACUACUAUGGUGUUUUUUGGCUACAUGAUGUGUAGUGCACUUCUGGGACAUUUAGCUGAUCGAUAUGGUAGAUGGAAGAUAAUAUUUAUAUGUUUCAUCUGGGGUGUUUAUUUCUCCCUCCUGACAUCGUUUUCACCAACAUAUGGCUGGUUUGUCUUUAUGCGUACCAUGGUGGGAUGUGGAGUUUCAGGCCAUGCUCAGGGAUACAUUAUAAAAACAGAAUUUGUGCCUUCUAAAUACAGAGGAUACAUGUUGCCAAUGUCUGCAAUUUUCUGGCUGAUUGGAUCAACAUUUAUAAUCAUUUUCGCUUCUGUGAUAAUCCCAGUACUAGGCUGGCGAUGGCUGAUUCGUAUCUCCAUAGUCCCAAGCAUUGUUCUUAUUGUGCUAUUUAAGUUCAUUCCAGAGUCAGCAAGAUACAAUGUUUCUGCUGGAAAUGGAGCAGCUGCUAUUAAAACUCUGGAAAAGAUUGCAAGGAUGAACCGUUCAUCUUUACCUGAAGGCACAUUAGAAGAACCUUAUUGGGAAAACAGAGGAAGUUUCCGUGACUUAAUAGAUCCUAAGUAUCUGCGUACAACUUUACAAAUAUGGCUGAUAUGGUUUGGAACAUCAUUUGCUUAUUAUGGCAUUAUCCUGACCAGUUCAGAGUUGCUAGAGCGCAACUUGGUCUGUGGUGCACAGGAAACAGCCGCUGAGACUGUUGUGGUUGCUGAUGAGAUUCGAAACCCGUGUCAUUGUCAGCUGUUUGGUCCAUCAGACUACAAGGCCAUGAUUAUCAGUACUGUUGGAGAAAUUACAUUAAUUCCACUGAACAUCUUGGGAAUUAAUGUGAUCGGAAGAAGGCUCAGCUUGGCAAUAACUAUGUUUUUAACUGGGGUGUUUUACCUUCUUCUUAAUAUAUGCACAGGAAAUUCUGGGUUGAUCGCACUUUUAUUCAUUCUUCGUUCCCUUGCAUCAGCAAACUUCAACACCAUCUAUAUUUAUACUGCUGAGGUGUAUCCAACAACAGUCCGUGCUUUUGGAAUGGGAUCAUGCAGUUCACUUAGUCGUAUUGGAGGCAUGAUAGCUCCAUUUAUAGCUCAGGUUCUCAUAGCUCAGUCUGUAAUAGGAGGCCUUACUUUGUUUGCUGUGGUCUGUUUUCUCUGUUCUCUCUCAGCAUUUACUCUCCCAAUAGAAACAAAAGGAAGAGCACUCAAGCAAGUGACAUGACCUUCACCAAUUCCAAGAUUGUUUUUUGUGUACGAAUCCACUGCAAAGAACCAAAAUAAAUGCUAACAGAGAUUUCAUACGAAGAUGUAGCAACAGCAGGAAAAUGGAAUUUGAGGACAAGAUCAAUACUGCAACCAAAAAAGAGGAAACAGUGACCAGUCUGCAGUGUUGGAGAGGAGUGUGGACUUUUCUACCCUAAAUCCUGCAGGACAGGAAAACAUAUAUUUGUCCAUGGAAUUAGCAUGCAAAACGAAUAAGAGCAUUAAAAGUAAAGUAAUCUGUUUACACAUCUUCCACUCAGGGGGCUGACAAGCAUUUGGUCUAAUAAUCCAUUAAAAAUAAACUUUUCUAUUUAUGUAUAACCUCCACUCAGGAGAGGUGACAAAUGUUUGAUCUAAUAAAUGCAUUAAAACUAAACCUGUAUGCUCAUAUCCAACUCUCUGCCAGGAAAAGUGGCAAACUUUUGUUUUUUUGAUGGAGUGGAUGCCCUGUUAGUAAACUAUUUAACCUAUAAAAUAACAAUAUUAUUUUCAGAUUGUAAAAUAUGGAAGACUGCAUUUUGUGAUGUCUGUUAAAAUCAGACCUUUGUUACAUGUAUAACACAAUGACUAGUCUGGCCUCCAGUGUUUUUUUAAAAGUCCUUCCAGAGAGAUCACCCCAUUACUGAGAUGUGUUUAUAUGGGUGAUCUUUCCACUUCUAAUGCUUUCUUCUAGGAGCAGAUGUAGACAUGGAAAGAAAAAUAAUUGGACACAAAGAGCAGAUCUUUAGUCUUCUAGCUAUCCCAGGAAUACAACAGUAGGCAAACCUAACAUAAGCAAAAGCAGGGUUGGACUAGCAGUAAAACAUAAUUAUAGGGAAAGGAGGGUAGGAUGUAACCCGCUUAAUUUCAUACUAUCAUAUCUCCUAAAACUAUUUUUUCCUGUGAUUACUUUGGUUAGUAGAUAAGUGUGUUGUUCCUUUUUGACAUGAUAUGCAAAUACAAUUAAAAGCGG
Molecule: messenger RNA, 2743 nt
Organism: Protopterus annectens (West African lungfish)
Lineage: Eukaryota; Metazoa; Chordata; Ceratodontiformes; Protopteridae
Gene: SVOPL
Product: SVOP like
Exons: 16
Coding region: 278-1750 (490 amino acids)
Biological process (GO): transmembrane transport
Molecular function (GO): transmembrane transporter activity
Source: RefSeq, a predicted model, not a curated record